Melopsittacus undulatus (budgerigar) is the source of this 1624-nucleotide messenger RNA. RefSeq names its product mitochondrial inner membrane protein MPV17 (gene MPV17). The coding region runs from base 457 to 1095 and encodes 212 amino acids. The transcript has 6 exons. Gene Ontology annotation, biological process: cellular response to reactive oxygen species. Gene Ontology annotation, cellular component: membrane; mitochondrion; cytoplasm. NCBI's taxonomy places the organism in Eukaryota, Metazoa, Chordata, Aves, Psittaciformes, Psittaculidae. The record is from RefSeq and is a predicted model, not a curated record.
GCCCAUGGAGACCCCCUGGGCAGGGCUGGCUUUAGGCUGGCAGCACAGCUGGGGCUGGCGGGAAGAGGGGGGAUGCUGAGGCUGCUGCUACCCAAGAUGAAAUCUUGCUAGGUUCAGGGUUUCCAAGAACGGAGUAAAAUCACAGCAGGGCUGGAGGUUUGCCUGGGAACCGUCCUGGGAGGAGCGGGGGAAUAAGCAGGGAGCCCACAAAGGCCAGGGGAAGGAGCACAGGGCCAGCUGAGUUGCGUCGAAGAGGUCAAGAGUGUAGGAUGGAGCAGGAGCUGCCAAAGGACCAGCUGAGCAGCAGCCCACAGGGACGCGCACAGCAGGUCCCUCACACUGAUAUGGAAACAAGGCAAGCAGCUGUGCCAGCAGCACCAGCAGCAGCCUGGUGGGCUCUGCCCCAAAAGCCGCAGGCACAGCUGGCCCUGGAUCAUGGGGUGAAGGAUCAGCCCCAUGUCAUGUCAGAGCCAUGGGGAGGUGGCACAGCCCCACAGUUUGGGACAGAGACACUGUGAGAGCAGCACAAGGCACUUGGCUGCUGCAGGAGGGCCUGUACCACAGGGCAGUGGUGCUGCAGGCAGGCAGGGGCAGGAGGACACACUUGCUGCUGAGGGGGCUGUGCUGGUUGCAGGGGCCCUCAUGGGAGCUGGCGAUGUGAUUGCGCAGCAGUUGGUGGAGCAGAGAGGGCUGCAGGGGCACCAUGGCCCCAGGACCCUGAAGAUGAUGGUGAUUGGCUUCUGCUUUGUGGGUCCUGUUGUGGGUGGCUGGUACAAGAUCCUGGAUCAGCUCAUCCCAGGGACAACAAAAGUCGUAGCUGUAAAGAAGAUGGUCCUGGACCAGGGGGGCUUUGCACCAUGUUUCCUUGGCUGCUUCCUUGCCAUCACAGGAGCAAUGAAUGGUCUGUCAGUGGAGGAGAACUGGUCCAAGAUCCAGCAGGACUACACAGACGCCCUGCUGACCAACUACUGUAUCUGGCCACCAGUACAAAUCGCAAACUUCUACUUCGUGCCCCUGAAGCACAGGCUCGCUGUCGUUCAGUGCGUUGCUAUCGUCUGGAACUGCUACCUGUCCUGGAAAGCAAAUCGGAUGUGAGGUGGAAGCCACAUCCCCUCCCUGCCUGCAUGCUGCCUGACCCUGCCUGAUCCAGAGCCCUUGGAACAGGCUCGUAUCUGGGGCUGGGAUAUGCAGGAUGCUGGCAGCAGCUGCCCAGCUCUCUCUUUGGAAACCCCAUCACCCGCAGCUAUAGCCCUUGCUGCUCCAGGGACACCACAAGAUGGGUCAGUGCCUGCUCUGGAUCCAGCAGCUCUGCCCCUCAGCACACUUCACUGCCUGUGCUCACUCUUCUCCCCAGCCCUUUACCCCACACAGGGGGUGAUCCUGCCCUGGGCGUUGCUCCGUCCUUCCCCAGAGAGCUGAGUGAGUUCUGGUGCAGGUGCUGUGCUGUGCACUGCUCCUCUUGGAGCUGGGAUCCAUGCCAGGGGGCUGCCCCAUCCCAGGCUGCUUGUGCUGUGCCUGCAGCCCUGCAGCACCCUCUGCCACAGGCUGGGAAUACUCUUCCUGAGGUCAGGGUUUGCUGUGGCUCAGACAGUUGGAGCACCAAAUAAACUGGUUUUCACUUGUG